Molecule: messenger RNA, 6263 nt
Organism: Salmo salar (Atlantic salmon)
Lineage: Eukaryota; Metazoa; Chordata; Actinopteri; Salmoniformes; Salmonidae
Biological process (GO): regulation of DNA-templated transcription
Molecular function (GO): DNA-binding transcription factor activity, RNA polymerase II-specific; RNA polymerase II cis-regulatory region sequence-specific DNA binding
Source: RefSeq, a predicted model, not a curated record
AUUUUAUGAUCUGCUACCAGCAGAAUGGUAACGUGAAGGAAAUGUUUUCAGUCUAACGGAUGUGAAGGCGGAGUCUGUCUCUCCUUUCAUGACUAUAGGCAGAGCAUUACAUGUUGAAAUAUAACCGUCCGUUACCUCCCUAAUCUACAAUUCAACAGACUAGGGAUAAACAUCUCAUCUGGUUCACUUCGCCUGAACUCUACAAACGACAAUAAACGAGUGUCUACAAUGAAUCAGGAAACACUCUCCCUCCAACCCUCCUCCUCCCUACCCCUCCUGGAGUCCCCGUGUCAUGCCUCUCCCGGUAGCCCCUUACUGCUGGGUCUGAAGAGGCUGUCUGUGCGGCUGGUCGACUGCAGGAAAACACCGGCGCUAAGGCACAGUCCUAACCGUCACUCUCUCGGUAGAAGGGGCUUGUCAUAUUGGGAGGCUAAACAUGAUGCUGAGGAGGCAGAGAAAAGUCUCUCCAGAUCAGAACACCUCAAGAAACAACAGCAGAAACCCACAAGGAAGAAAUCUCACUGCUGCUCUGACUGUGGGAAGAGUUACACCUCUUCAGAAGGUCUUAGAAGACACCAGACAAUUCAUACUGGAGAGAAACCUCACUGCUGCUUCCAGUGUGGAGCUAGCCUCUCCUCUGCCAGUGCACUAGAAGGACACAUGCGGAUUCACACUGGAGAAAAACCGUUCCAGUGCUCAGAAUGUGGGCAGAGAUUUAAAGACUCCAGUGGUUUACGGAUACAUGAGAGAAUAAAACACACUGGCGAAAAACCCCACUGCUGCUCUGACUGCGGGAAUAGAUUUGUUACAUCGCAACACUUAAAAGCUCACCGGCGGACUCACACUGGAGAGAGACCGUUCCACUGCUCUGAGUGUGGGAAGAGUUUCAAACAAGCCUCAACACUCUUUGAACACAAACGAAUACACACAGGAGAGAAGCCUCACCACUGUGAGCAGUGCGGGGGAAGCUAUUCCUCUGCUAAAUUACUCAGAGUACAUCAGAGGAUUCACACAGGGGAGAAAUCUUACCAAUGUGCUGACUGUGGGAAAAGCUUCAGACUGUUGUCUAUUUUAAGAUGUCACCAGCUAAGACAUACUGGAGAGAAGCCCCACCAAUGUACUGAGUGUGGGAAGAGGUUUGCUGUUAAGAGUGGUCUCUGGUUACAUAACAUAGUGCACACUGGAGAGAAAGGCUACCAAUGCCCACAGUGUGGCAAGAAGCUAGGAUCAUCUCAGUCUCUAGAGCAGCAUAAGCGAACACACACUGGACAGAAACCCUUCCACUGUUCCCACUGUAAGUUGAGCUUUGCCACUAAUUCAGCCCUGUACAAACACCAGAGAAUUCACACAGGAGAGAAACCACACAGCUGCAAUGUUUGCCAGAGGAGUUUUGGACGGUCAGAUCACCUGAAAAUUCACGUGCAAAUUCACACAGGAGAAAAGCCAUACCACUGCUCUAAGUGCGAGCUGAGUUUCACUAACAACAGAUCUCUGAAAGAACAUGAGGUCAGACACACAGAAGAGAAACCUCACUGCUGCUCCCAAUGCGGUGCUUGUCUGUCCUCUGCCAGGGCACUGGAAGGACACAUGCGGAUUCACACUGGAGAGAAACCGUUCGAGUGCUCUGAAUGUGGGCAGAAGUUUGCACAUAGAGCCAGUCUUGGGACACAUCGAAGAAUACACACAGGAGAGAAACCCUAUCACUGCUCUGACUGCAAGAAGAGUUUUUCAAGACUUGACUCUUUAAAGAAACACAAGUUCACACAUUCAGAGAAGAUGUACCACUGCUCUCAGUGUGAAUCAAGCUGCACAACGCCAGGCGCAUUAAAGAAACACCAGCUUAUACACACUGGAGAGAAGCCUUACCACUGCUUCCACUGUGACAAGAGCUUCCUUUGGCAACAGUCUCUCAAAGAACAUGAGCGUAGUCAUAAGGGAGAGAAACCGUACUCUUGCUCAGACUGCGAGAACAACUUUGCCACGAUGGCAACCUUGCGAAUUCACCAGCGAAUACACACAGGAGAGAGGCCAUACCAAUGCCCUUUCCCUGACUGUGGGAAGAGUUUUGCCCAGACCAGCGCCUUGAAAGUUCACAAGAGAAGGCACACAGGAGAGAAGCGGCACCACUGUGAUCAGUGUGGGAAGAGUUUUGUCACGUCAGGUGACUUGCAAUCUCACCAGCAAACUCACUCCAAAAAGAAGCCUUACUGCUGCACAGAGUGUGGACUUAGUUUUUCUAGAUCUGAUUCCUUAAAGAUUCACCAGAGAAUCCACACAGGAGAGAGGCCGUACAACUGCUCAGAGUGUGACAAGAAUUUCACGUUGAAGGGUCACCUUACUAGACACCAGUUGACACACACAGGAGAGAAACCUCUCCACUGCUUUGACUGCGGGAAGAGUUUUGCUCUCUCAAGCAACCUAAAAACACAUCAGUUAACACACACAGGAGAGAAGCCUUACCACUGCCUUGAUUGUAAGAACAGGUUCACCACUAAGAGUGAACUGACUGGACACCAGCAGAGAGAGACAGGAGAGAAACCUCACUAAAUAUUUGAGUGCAACAAGAGCUUCAAGUGUUCAAUGGACUUGAGAUACCACGUUCAGCGCAAACACAACGGGACACCCUACCACUGCACCCUCUGAGUGCAGCUUCAGCUCCCCACAGCAUCUGAAGUACCACCAGAUGACACACACGGGAGAGAUACCAUUCGUAUGCAUUGACUGCGGGAAAAGAUUCACUCAGGCUGGGGGGUUGACUUACCACAGGAGGAUUCACACCGGAGAGAAACCUCACAGCUGUGAUCAGUGUUACAAGAGUUUCAGUAAAUGGAGCAGUCUGCAAUCACACCAGUGGGGACACACAGGAGAGAAGCCUGACAGCUGUGAUGAAUGUGGGAAGAGAUUCACACAAGGGAAUCCUGGCUUCACACAAGAGAAUACACACCUGAGAGAAACCUUACCACUGCUCUCUAACUGGGAAAUGCUUUACCACCUCAAGUGAACUGAUUAUACACCAGGGAACACACACGGGAGCGAGGCCUAAUGGCUGUGGACAAGAGAAGACUGAUAAAUAUUUUAUUUAUUCAUUUGUAAAUGAUGGAACACCUAUAGAGACAAUUAUAGAAUGAGCAUCAAGGACACACGCUAACAAUUGUGGAAUGUGAACGCUUGUAGGUUGUCCCUGACAAUGCCCAUAACUGAAACAACAAUACUUUAAAAUACGGAGGUUUUCACUCGGUUUUGUGGAUUUCACCAAAACCCAUAGUUUUUCAUUUCGGCAUAAACGUUUAUCUAAACAAUUGGCUUUAUAAAUAAAUGUGAUUUGAACUUGCAUCAUUGUCCCAAAGCCACACCCGCAUUAGAAGUUCUGAAUGAGAAAGUGUAGGCUAUAUAUAAAUAAUUACGCUCUAAUGGAAAAUCAUUCAACAAAAUGAGUAUUUCUAUCAAGGUGUAGUCAAUAACAUUGUUUGAACUUUGAUACACGGCCUCAUGGGAUUGACUCUGUGCAGCCAAUGGCAAUGUUCGCUUUAGUUAUAAUGCCAGGAGCCUCUUGUGGAUUUGACAACUCUAAUGCAGUUCCACCUCCAACACCGCCAAAGCAAUCGCUAUGCAGAUGUUGUCUAACACGGGUCUGAUUGAAUCAAGCCCUGAGAACGGACACAGUUCUCAACAUACUCACAACUUGCCAUUGGAUACAAAUUAUAAACAUUUGGAUGCAGAAAAUAAUUGCUGCAAGUGAAGUUCUAGUCAAAUACUGUAUGGAACAUGAUAUUUACCAUCUACUAUUCUUUCUUCUCAGCACUUCAAAAUGAACACUUUUGAAAUGUAGCUGGUAUUUUUUUGCAUUUGGAUUGUGGGCUCAAUUCAAAGAGAUUUGUAGCUAGCCGACACCUGCAUAGCUGGUGUUGUGACGGUGUCUGAGGUGGAACUGUGUCAGAUCUGCUAAAAACACAAGCUGUUCCUGUUGUCGUGUCUUUGGCAUCAUUAAAGUGAAGACUGUUAUUUUAUCAAAUCAAUUCUCUGUAAUUAUUAUUACGUGAUUAAACUAAUCAUGUAAAUGUAAUUAACUAGGAAGUCUGGGCACCAAGGAAAAUCUUCAGAUUACAAAGUUAUCAUUUUCCUAAUAUAACUCUUCAGAUAUUUUAAUAUCUCAUCAAUUAGUCUUCUAAUUAAUGAAUUAUUAUUUACCUCACGUCAGUCUCAACCAACAAUUUACGACGAAUAUCUGCACGAACCCAGCCUUUACUAUAAAUCAUCCAUACACCAAUUGGCUUAAUCAUUUAUUUACUUACUAACUAAAUAAUCACAGAAAUGCAUAAACAAACACACAGUAGAUCUGUUACUAACAAAUUAUAGGGAAGAUUCCCUAGUGGGCUAAGCCGAUAUGACGGCUUGGUGGACAAAGGGAAGUGGGUGUGGACUGAGAGAGAGAGCGGGAAAGACAAAAGGGAGCCACUACACACUACUAUAAUUAUAUUAAUUGAAAUGCUCAGUCUUUGCACAUGAACGCUCACUCAUUCGGGAAUAAUUGCAAUCAAUAUAUAUUUACGCCCAUGUGUCGUCGUGAUAUUUUCUGUAUCUUUCUCUCUCUCCGUUUCCCUGAAGAUCGAAGUCUUUCGUGGUUAGAAUGGAUACUUCAGAGUACCAUUCAGAAAUGUUCUCAUAGUAUAGACGUUUCGGCGGUUGUCGGUCGUCGCAUCCCAGGUUUAUAUCAUUUCUAGCUACAGACUAGUAAUUAGUAUCUAAGAUUUUCUCUUAUUCUGUAGGGAUUGAUAUUCUCAGAGUUUAACCAUUUCCAGCCGUGUAGCCAAUGCUCCACGUAGUAUGGUUAGGAAUUCAAUAACUAUUCGUAAUCACAGCUCACUCUGUGGGUUUGCUUAGUCUAAACUCAAACCUGUGCUACCUCAGUUUACCCCGAGGUAUGUGUGGUCUGAAGAGGAUUUCCUCAGGAGGGGCUUUUAUUCGUAACAGUAGAAAAGGCGGUUCUAUGACGCCUGAUCAUGUCAGUGCUCACGGGGGCGUGGCCAAUGACUUAGUUAAACUUUAAAGAGAAUACAGUUCUUUCACAUUAAAGGUUUAACAUCAUAUUACAUCAUUUCACAAAUAGUUCCAUCUUUACACAUUAAUUUUAUACAAUAAUUAGAUGAAACCUCAUAACGGAGGCACCUGUAUAAACAGAGUUAGGGUAAUGUGGCUGUAUUGUUUUUCCAUGAGGUCACAAUCAUAAAACAAAACGUACCGGGUCGUAGCUGGCUUCUCCACUGACCGUUUGCACAUUCUCCAAAAUAUGGAUAUUGUUCCAGUCUCAAAUUCUGGAAUGUAGUAGAAUUUGGCAGGAGUUCCUUUGUUCUACUGUGGAUCUCUCUCUCUCCAUACUGCAUGAAAAGGGGUAGAGAGUCUCCGCCAGGAAUGUACGGCCUGAGAUAACAGAACCUGGGUGUAGGAGAGAGUGAGAAGCCAUGAUCUAUACCCAGAAAGGGCCAUGUCAUGACACCGUCUUAUACCUAUCGUGAAAAUGGACAUUGGCUGCAUGGAGGAGUAGGAAUCCCAUUCAGCCAUGUUUACAAGCUAAAACUCUGGUGUGUAAUUCAGGGCUGGAUUCAAUCCGUUCUGCCUUAAUCCAUCAUAACCGACAACUGCAUAGUCGUUUCAUUGUUUUUAUUCAGGUGAUGCCUGAGGUGUAACUGCAUUGGAGCUGUCAAAUCAGAAACCUGCUGUAAUACCCAUCACUGAUGUUGCCAUUGGAUAAUCUCAUGCAGCCUUUUUAGAUUCAAAUGUUUGCUCUAGUCUACACCUUGAAUAGCCUGAUAUGCUGUAUGGUGUGAAAUUACAAGAUUAUGUUCUAUACUGCUUAUGCAUUGAAUAGUUGGAUCAGUUAUUUUCCACUCUGUGUCUGUUGGCCUGAGUUAGGCCUCUGGGUUUAAAGCCAACAGCCGAUUGGGGGUAAAAUUGUGAUAAGGCUACAUCCUGUCUUCCAUACACUGAGGGUGCAGCUGUGUGGAGGAGAACUGAAAGAAGAUUACCUUUGUAUAGCAUCAGCAAUAUGACCUGGAGACAGAAACUACACCUGAUCUGAGCUAAUCUUGUUGUUCCUGCUUGAGUGGACAAUAUACCCUUUUAUGCUUCCACACUUCUGCUUCGUAGACAAAGAGCUUUUUAUAAAACUGAGACCCAACUCUGUUCUGGGGCUCUUAACUCUGCACAUUGAGUGAUUGUUAACCACUCCAGAAUUGCAGUUCUUAUAAUAAAAGUCGUUUGAAGAA